Molecule: messenger RNA, 330 nt
Organism: Necator americanus (New World hookworm)
Lineage: Eukaryota; Metazoa; Nematoda; Chromadorea; Rhabditida; Ancylostomatidae
Exons: 1
Coding region: 1-330 (109 amino acids)
Source: RefSeq, a predicted model, not a curated record
AUGAAAAGAUAUUCUCCAGUCCUCAACACUCCCAAUCGGGUGUCUGUCGGUGAAGCAACCGUGCCAAUUUGGAAGGAAACGUUACUGAACCGGCAAGCGCCAUCAACUGCUGAACUCGAGCACGUUUAUGGACCGACAUACGCGGCUAACGGGGAACAACCGACCGAGUCGGAGGUUUUGGUCCGUAUCGAAAAGAUGAAAAAUGGAAAAUGUGGUGGAGACGACAGAAUUAACGCAAAAAUGCUGGAAUAUCUUCCUACAUCUGGGAUUCGUGAGAAGACAUCCGUUCAAUAUAGAUCGACGAAAAGAUAUUUCUUACUGAACUCGUAG